CUACUACGCACUUCAAUCAGAAGAUAUUCCUACAAGAGUUAACUAUGCCAGAUCACGAAUAUAUGUUACGCGGGUUGCUUGAACAUAUAGCUAAGGAACAAAACUAUAAAGAUGCAAACAUCAAAGUCGAACCAAUUUCCAGUGGCGGUGCUAAUUAUACAUCAGUCCUGUUUAACACAACAAUCUUAGCACCAAACCGGAAAGACUUGAAACUCUUCGCUAAAGUUGCUAAUCUAUGUGAAAAAAGCCGGACUCUUGUGCCUUCAUCAAUUUUCGAUACAGAAAGAUUCGUAUACAGAGAUUUAGCUGAAGUCUUCAAAGUAAUCGAAAGAAAAUGCAAUAUUCCAGAAACGGAAAGAUAUGUUUUUCCUAAAUUCUACGGUUACAACCCGAAUAUUUACGAAGAAACUAUCGUUUUGGAGAAUUUAGCUGCUCAGGGAUACGUUGUGUAUGACAGACUUAAAUCUGUCGAUUGGCCUUACGCUUCUAAAGCUGUGGAGACCCUCGCUAGAUUUCACGCACUUGCAAUGGCUUAUGAAGAUAAAAACCCAGAGGAAUAUCAUAAACUACUAGAGAAACUAAACAAACAAAUUGAACCAGCAUAUGACACAAUGAGUGGGAAUUUUCAAAAUUUUGUAAAAACAGCUUUGUCAGCCACAAGAAAGGAAAAUAAGGAGAGAUUGCAAAAAUAUUUUGAUAGGGAGCUCUCACUGAAGGGAAAUAUAUUUAAUAGAUACACAAAAGUAAAUCGUCGACCCGUAAUUAUUCAUGGUGAUUAUAGGCCGAGCAAUAUAAUGCAUCGAGUGAAUAAGGACGGCUCAGUGGACCUGAUUCCCCUGGACUACCAGACCAUCCAAGCGGGCUGCGGUAUCGCGGAUCUCCUGUACUUCAUAUUCAGCGGAUCCGACUCCCAAUUCCGAGCGCGCCACUACACCCGCCUGGUGGACCACUACUACGACAGUUUGAGCAAAGCCUUACUGAAGCUGCAAUUGGACCCUCAAAAGGUCUACCCCAGAGAAGACUUUGAUUAUGAACUGCAAGAAGCGCUCCCAUUCGGCCUCAUUUGCGCCGUGUUCCUUCUUCCCGUGAUCACCGUGGAGUCGGAAGACGCCCCGGACAUCAACGCUGACGACGUCUGGAGCAGCAUAGCCAACACCAAGACCAGCCGCCACUACCCUGAGAGGCUGAACGGCGUCGUAGACGAUUACAUCAAAUGGGCCAUACUCUGAUGUUUUUGUUGAUUUUGUUAAGUUUAGUAAAGUGAUUGUUUAUUUAUUA
Messenger RNA from Amyelois transitella, 1278 nucleotides. RefSeq lists its product as uncharacterized. The transcript is spliced from 3 exons. The record is from RefSeq and is a predicted model, not a curated record. Lineage: Eukaryota; Metazoa; Arthropoda; Insecta; Lepidoptera; Pyralidae. The coding region runs from base 45 to 1229 and encodes 394 amino acids.